This is a messenger RNA of Trichoderma atroviride IMI 206040, 1593 nucleotides long. RefSeq lists its product as uncharacterized. NCBI's taxonomy places the organism in Eukaryota, Fungi, Ascomycota, Sordariomycetes, Hypocreales, Hypocreaceae. The record is from RefSeq and is a predicted model, not a curated record. Gene Ontology annotation, cellular component: cytoplasm.
AUGGCAGACAAAAAGGCCCUCAUCGUGGCCCUCUCAGGCUGCUCUUCCAGCGGCAAGACAACACUCGCCCGGCUGCUGCGCGACAUCUUCCCCAGCACGUUUAUCUUGCACGAAGAUGACUUUUACAAGCCCGAGACUGAGCUCCCGAAGAAGCAUGAUCUCCUCGACUGGGACUGCGCAGAGUCUAUAGACAUUCCCGCCAUGGCCGAGGCUCUCUCUUACAUCCGCCAACACGCCGCUUUUCCACCGACUCUAGACUCUUACCAAGACAAGAACUCCGUCGGCGAAUGCCCCGUGCCCCCUUCCACCAUCUCCGCCCUCAAAGCCAAAGUCUCCUCCCUCCUCCCCUCAACCCACCCCCUGAGCACUUCCACCCUGCAUCUCUGCAUCCUGGACGGCUUUCUCCUCUACCCGCCCUCCAUGGCCGCCAUCCAGCCCCAUCUCGACAUCAAAAUCUUUCUGCGCGCCUCAUACGCCAAAGCCAAGGCCCGCCGUGAGGCCCGCGACGGAUACGUCACGCUGGAGGGCUUCUGGGCCGACCCGCCGGGAUACGUCGACAAGAUUGUCUGGCCAAACUACGUGGCAGAGCAUUCGCACAUGUUCCAGGACGGGGAUGUGGAGGGUGAGUAUAAGGCUGAUGUGCUGGAGCGAGAGGCGAUUCGGGUGCCGAGUGACAAGGGCGUGGAUGGUGACAUGGACAAGAUUCUGGAAUGGAUGGUGGAUUUGAUAUUAGAAGAGCUGAAGCAGCAUGCUUGAUGCUUUUAGACAAGUUACCCAGCACCCUAAUCUACUAUCCAACAUCUUGGCUACUGCCUCUACAGCCUCUACUUCUAAGUGUAUAUGGCAGUUCAAUUUUUGUGCUUAUAUGGACUGGUAUAGUUGGGAUGCUGGACAACUUUUCUCUUAUAGACCAGACUUGAACAAUAGAUGAUUAAGAGGCCCCCUAUUGCUUACCCUUCUAUAUAAUCGAAUAAAAGAUGUGAGCAUCGCUCUCGAAAUGAAGUAUGGUGUCUAUCUAAUCAACCAAUCUAGCAUAUAAGACGACAACUCUCAUAUAGCCCCCUUUUAUACAUCCUAAAACAAAGUACCUUCAACAACAACAUUCCCACACAACCACAAAACGCUCAUCCACAAACAUCAUUCAAUCCCCCUCCCCCAUCACCACAUCCCCCUCCGCAUCCCUCCUCCUCUUCUCCUCCUGCAAAAUUCUCAACGCCUCCGUCGCGGCCUUGGUCUUAAUCUCCUCCUUGUUAAUACCCCCCCUCACCUCCACAACCACCCUCUCCCCAAUCACGACCUUGCAAAAGAACUCCUUAUCCCCCGGCGACUCAACCACAUCCUCCGUAUGGAAGUCAUACACCACCGUCUCCGAAUUGGCCCACUUGCCCAGCUGCUCCUUUGGAUGCUGCACAUGUACCUUGUCACGCAGCAGCCGCUCCAGGUACUUCAUCAGCCCAAACUGCGCGCAUACAGCCCUGCACGCCUCAAUCGACCCCGAAUCCACCCAUACGGCGCCAAGCACAGCUUCAAACAAAUCAGAGUAAAACUUCUUCGGGUUCAGCGCCGCCAGCAGAGCCCAUGGAUAGUGCGCGC